Molecule: messenger RNA, 1779 nt
Organism: Eimeria acervulina
Lineage: Eukaryota; Apicomplexa; Conoidasida; Eucoccidiorida; Eimeriidae
Exons: 10
Coding region: 1-1779 (592 amino acids)
Source: RefSeq, a predicted model, not a curated record
AUGCCUUGCGCCGUCGGGCAAGUGGCUUGGCAGGUCGUUCAAGUAUCAAACAAAGGAGACAAACAAGUAGAUGUUGAGUUCGUUAAAGAAGAAAAACCGCAAGAAGAUGAGGGUUUAGAGCAGACACAAACUGAUGAUUUGAAGGUUGCGGGGCUGUUUGAGUUGGUGGGGGUUGGGGGUUUGGCGCGUCGUUUGCUUUCGGUGAAGAACGAAGGAGAUAUUGCUUUAAGGGUUUAUGUAACAGUGCAGCAGCAGCAGCAGCAGCAGCAGCAGCAGCAGCAGCAACAGGGGGGAGGGAGCAUGCAGGCCUUGCUGCAGCAAGAGCAUGCGGAGGCAGCAGCAGCAGCAGCUGCUGCUGCUGCACCGCAGCAGCAAAGAAGAAUUCAUAUUUAUAAAAUAAAAAAGGAGACAGCAGAAGAUAACAAACAAAGCGUAGAAGCAGACAAAGGAGACACCACAGCAGCAGCAGCAGCAGCUGCUGCUGCUGCUGCUGCUGCUGCAGCAAAAACAGACAAAAACAAACAAAUAAAAGCAGCAACAGAGACAGAUAAAGAGACAGAUAAAGAGACAGAUAAAGAGGCAGAUAAAGAGACAGAUAAAGAAAGCAAGAGAGAGAGAAAGGAGACAGAUAAAGAGACAGAUGAAGAGAUAAAAGAAAAGCUGUCUCCAAACGCAAAACAGCUGAAGGAGACAAACAAAAUAAACAAAAAAGCAAACAGCGCAACUACAGUUGCAAACAAAAGCCGCAAAAAUUACUUCAUACAACUCGGAGACGUCGAUAAAGCAACAAACAGCUCAUCGGAGGAGCUGAGUUUAGUUUUAGGUGCGAGAGAGACACACAAUUUGUCUCUCUUCUUCAAACCCCACAGAGAAGGCCCUUAUGAAGCAACUUUGCUGCUGCGAGCAGAGAUACUUGUGGCAAUAUCAAAUCCAACGCAUGCAGAUGUGCGUUACCGCGUGGCUUGGAGAUCUGUCUCUGUCUCUGCUUUUGACGAAAUAAAAGAGACAACAAAGGAGACAGUAAAAGAGAAAGUAAAGGAGACAGAAGAAAGAGAAGGGCUUCCUGCUGCAGUGCUUGAGGUGUAUAAAUCAGAAGAGACGCUUGCUAGCUGCUGCUGCACCAAGUUAAAGUUUGCUGUCUCCACAUUAAACCCAGGAAAGUUUUGCUUCGAGGUCAUGCUGCUGCUGCAGCAGCAGCAGCAGCUAGAAGAGACAGAAGAAGACGCAGCAGAAGAAAAGGAGACACAAGGAGGAGACACAGAGGAGACAGACGAUGAUAUACAAACCUCUUCGUCUCUUCUUUUAUCUCGCUUUGUUGUUUCUGGAGAUGUUCUUCUACCUAAGAGGAGACAGGCGCUGGAGUGUCUGCCUUCUAUCUGCUGCAACUGUGGGGUGUACGAAGACGAUCCCACCGAUCCCGGGAUCGGUGGGAUCGUCUCCUCCCGCCUCCUCCUCACCUUCUAUAACCCAGGAGACACCCAAGCAGAUAUUAAUCUCCUUACAGAAAAAUUCUUUAAAGUAGAGGCACUGCCAGUCUGGAUGCAAGAGGAAGAAGAGGAGAAGGGCCCUGAAGUGUUAGUGAAGCCUUCGAAGUUGCGUCUGGGGCCGAAGGCAUCUAAAGAAGUGCUGCUGCAGGUGGUGCAUGCAAAGAAGGAGACAGCAGCAAAGGAGACAGUAGAAAAGGAGACAGGAGUUGGCUCCGGUUGUUGUGGGGAGCGAAGAGGGGUGCAUGCAGUUAAUCGAGGUGAAGAACAUCAGCAGCAGUUCUUUAUAUUUUGA